This is a messenger RNA of Akanthomyces muscarius, 3552 nucleotides long. RefSeq lists its product as uncharacterized. Gene Ontology annotation, molecular function: structural constituent of nuclear pore. Gene Ontology annotation, biological process: poly(A)+ mRNA export from nucleus; protein import into nucleus. The coding region runs from base 1 to 3552 and encodes 1183 amino acids. NCBI's taxonomy places the organism in Eukaryota, Fungi, Ascomycota, Sordariomycetes, Hypocreales, Cordycipitaceae. Gene Ontology annotation, cellular component: nuclear pore. The record is from RefSeq and is a predicted model, not a curated record. The transcript is spliced from 2 exons.
AUGUCUCUGUUUGGUGGUGGUGGUGCCACUGGCGGCGGCUCGCUCUUUGGUCAGAAUAACCAAAAUCAGCAGCAAGCAAACAACGCGCCCUCGACUCCGACACCCGGCGGCGGCCUGUUUGGCGGGCUGGGCCAGAACAGGCCUGCCACCGGAGGUGGGCUUUUCGGCCAGAAUGCCCAGACGCAGCAAGCUCCAGCUGCAGGCACAACUACUAGUGUUUUUGGACAACCUGCGCAGAACCAGCCGCAGCAGACAGGCACGACGGGCGGUCUCUUUGCUCAGAACGCGCAGAACCAAACACAGCAGACUGGAACGACUGGCGGCGGAAUGUUUGGUCAAAACAACCAGGCCCAGGCACAAGGCGCGAGUGGCGGUGGGAUCUUUGGCCAGAAUAAUCAGACUCAAGCACAAGGCACCGGCGGCGGCGGAAUGUUCGGCCAGAACAAUCAGGCUCAGACCCAGCAGACUGGGCCAACAGGCGGAGGUCUUUUCGGCGGCGCGCAGAAUCAGCAGCCCUCGACCGGCGGUGGCAUGUUUGGCCAAUCGACACAAAACCAGGCGACGAAGCCAUCUCUCUUUGGUGGCCAACAGCAACAGCAGCAACAGCAGCAGCAGCCCACUGCAUCUGGCUUUGGCGGCAGCACGCUCAUCAACCCAGCGCAAAACAACUCCCAAAAUGCCGCGACAACAUCAUCGCAGCCUGCAGGCGCGUAUUUUGAUAGUCUCUUUGCCAAGACGCAAAAGGCUGGCCAGAACACUUCCAACAUGGAAGACCUUCCAAGCCUCGAACUUGGUCUUGGCGAUCUCCGCCACCGUUUACGCAAACUCCAGUCCAAACCUAACGAGAAACCUCUGGAAGGCAAGGCACACUACCUGCUUGCUGCUGCAGGUGUCAACCCCGGUGCUGCGGCCAAGGAUCUGGGACUUUUAGACGUGCAGGGACGUCACGAACGUACCGUGCAUGGUGGCUAUGCUCCGACCGAAAUCGAUGUCGAAACCUACCUCUCGAAUCUGCAAACCAAGACGACUUUAAGCAUGAUUUCAGACGGACUAGAACGAUCGGUUCGCGACUUUGAUGACUUUCUCGAGGAUAAUGUGGCUAUGGAAUGGGAUGCGCAGCGCAAACGCAUCUACGACCACUUUGGCAUCAAACCUCGUGAGACUGGAACUGCUGGUCGCGAAAGCCAGGGCGGUUUUGGCCGCUCCCGACGUAGCAAAGCGCAGAGUGGUACUGGCAGGGCCUCUCGGGGCUCUGUACUUGCAAAUUCCACUCUGCAUCGAUCCGUUAUUGGUGCCCCCAGCCGCAUUGGAAUGCAUGAAUCCGAGUUCACGGAUGUCGACCCAGCGGCAGAAGCCAAGAAGAGGGGUGGUCUGGAAGAUCGUGCCGUGCGUGAAAGACAGCUUAAGCUCUCGGACAAGGUUCGCAACUUGAAUAUGUACCGUCUGGACAACCGCCCAUACCCCAUUUUACACGAAUUCUGUCAGAUCGAGGAAAAGUCGCACGAAUCUCACGCGUUCCAUGUGGCCGAGGCAUACCGUGCCAUGAUCGAAGUUGUCGGAGAGGAGCCCGCCAUUUCUCCCCUUGGCUACAGCGCAACAAAGGAGCGCCAUUUUGCCGGCAUGUAUCUGGAUGAAAACCCUAACUCUGCCAAGUCUGUUGAGAUGAAGAAGAAAAUCCUCCGUGGCGCAAAUGCAUUUUUGGAGAAGCAAUUCAUUCGAGAGGUCGAAAGUCUCAUUGCGAAGCAUCCCCACGAGGCGAAGCUCGGCGGUCUUCCAGAUAUCACCAGCAAGAUCAAGGCAUACAUUCGCCUGCGCUCGGCCCGAAAAGACUUGGUGCCCGACAACACUGAGCUGCAACAAGUUCAGGGCGAGUUCGUUUGGGCGAUAGUCUUUUACCUCAUACGGUCUGGCAACGUCAGCGAAGCCGCCAAGUAUGUCAACGAUAAUAGCAACCACUUCAGAGGAAUCGACAGGACAUUCUCAACAUAUCUCAACAACUAUGCUGCCAGCGAGGAUCGCAGAAUUACUAACAGAAAGCUGCUCGAGCGCUGUACGAACGAAUACGUCCAGCGAUACCGCAAUGCCCCCGAUAACUCGAUUGAUCCGUUCCGUAUGGCUUGCUAUAAAGUCAUUGGCAGAAUCGAACUUGCCAACCGCGAUCUCAAUGGCUUCAACACUGACAUCAAUGACUGGAUCUGGCUGCAGUUCAACCUUGCUCGCGAGGGCGACAAGACUGUGGAGAUGGCUGGCGAGUCCUAUGGUCUGGCAGAACUGCAAACCAGCAUUCGGGAAAUUGGUCUCAAGCACUUCCCCAAAUCUGUCUCCGACGACAACAACAGCGGUAGCUUCGGCAUGUUUUUCUACCUCCAAAUUCUUUCGGGCCUGUUUGAAGAUGCCAUCGGCUACCUGUACUCUUUCUCUUACAUCGACGCGGUUCACUUUGGUAUCGCCCUUGAAUACUACGGCCUUUUGCGGCCCAGUGACCCGAUGUCGGCACCAAACGAUCUUCGCAGUCACAGCAGCAAGAAUCUACCUCAGAUCAACUUUGGCAGAAUGAUUGGAUAUUACACUCGUGACUUCCGCGCGGCCGACGUUGUUUCGGCUGUUGACUACCUAACGCUGGUCUGCCUCAACCAGGACUUGGGCGGCGAGGCUGGUCGAAGGCAGAGCAGCCUGUGCCACGAAGCUCUGCGUGAACUGGUACUCGAGACGCGUGAGUUCAGCAAACUUAUCGGCGACAUUCGCUCAGACGGCCAGCGCAUCCAAGGUAUUAUCGAGAUCCGCGGCCCUCUGAUUGGUCUGAGCGACCAGGACGACUUUGUCAACACUGUCACGCUGCAGGCUGCUAGCUUUGCCGACGAGAACGGAAGGACUACCGACUCUGUACUGCUGUAUCACCUAGCCGGCGAGUACGACGCUGUCGUUGUGAUUGUUAGCCGCGCUAUUAGCGAAGCUAUCUCUCUUGAGAUUGGCGAGGAUCCCAUGCGCUUGAUGCCUGUCAAGCCCAGAGCUGGCGGCAACGAUGCGGAUGCCCAGCAAGUUGGCAGCUUGAGCUUGGCUUCCAUUGACGAUCCUAUUGAGCUUGCCAGGACCAUGAUGUACAUGUACGAGAAAGACGCCAUGUUCUACCGCAAAAUUGCAGACACCAACCAGAUGGCCUGCCGAGUCUUGUUGGAAAUGAGCAGUAUCAAGAACCUCGUCGAGACCAGCCAAUGGGCGCAAUGCCUUGAUAGAAUCCGCAGCCUCGAGAUUCUGCCGCUUGAUGCCGGCGGCGACGCGAGUACCAUUCGUGCCUACGCGUCGAAAUUCUCCGCGCUCCCACAACCCGUCUCCAUCAACGUACCAAACCUGCUGAUGUGGACGAUCAUGUGCUGCGUGCGACAGCGUGGGCAGCUCGGUAACGGCCAGUUCAGCGGCAAUGAAGGCACACGCCGGUUGAUGGUGGAUCAGCUCAAACAGAUGACGCUUGAUCUGACAACCUACACCAGCCAGUUGCGUUACCGCUUCCCGCCGCAUCUCCAUGAGGCACUGGCGAGGGCGUCGGCGGAGUGA